Messenger RNA from Eubalaena glacialis (North Atlantic right whale), 1471 nucleotides. RefSeq names its product peroxisomal biogenesis factor 16 (gene PEX16). The record is from RefSeq and is a predicted model, not a curated record. The transcript is spliced from 11 exons. Gene Ontology annotation, cellular component: peroxisomal membrane. The coding region runs from base 319 to 1368 and encodes 349 amino acids. Gene Ontology annotation, biological process: peroxisome organization. NCBI's taxonomy places the organism in Eukaryota, Metazoa, Chordata, Mammalia, Artiodactyla, Balaenidae.
GGCAGCCAACCCGGAAGGCGGAAGAGCCGGUUAGGACAGUUGGGGUUGGGGGCGCAGAGUGUGUUAACCAAUGACCUGAAGGAGUAGGGAGGGCGAGAUUAGGCCCGGAGUUGCUUAACGCUACUCUGGUGGGGGGUGAUUUACGAAAUGGGGUGAAGAGUGCUUCAAUGGCCCUCCAAGUCACCAUUCUUCUGGCCCGCGGAAGUUAAGCAACGCAGAGGCGGGCCUGAGACCGGAAGCAGGAAGGAGUGCGCAGGAAGCAGGGCGCCGUAGCCAGUCGCGCUGUAGUUCCGUGGGUCUGUCGGUCCCGAGGGCAGGAUGGAGAAGCUGCGGCUCCUGGGCCUCCUCUACCAGGAGUACGUGACUCGUCACCCGGCCGCCACGGCCCAGCUGGAGACGGCAGUGCGGGGCCUCAGUUACCUGCUGGCAGGUCGUUUCGCCGCUUCGCACGAGCUGUCAGAGCUGGUGUACUCUGCCUCUAACCUGCUCGUGCUGCUCAAUGACGGGAUCCUACGGAAGGAGCUUCGAAGAAAGUUACCUGUGUCCCUGUCCCAGCAAAAGCUGCUGACAUGGCUGAGCGUGCUGGAGUGCGUGGAGGUGUUCAUGGAGAUGGGGGCUGCCAAGGUGUGGGGCGAAGUGGGACGUUGGCUCGUCGUUGCCCUCAUCCAGCUGGCCAACCACCUCCCCCCGCCAGCCUCGCCGUACUCCCAACCCAGGGCUGUACUGCGGAUGUUCCUGCUGAUCUGGUUCAAGGCUGGCCUCCAGACCUCACCCCCCAUCGUUCCACUGGACAGGGAGACCCAGGCACAGUCCCAGGAUGGUGACAGCAGCCCUGGCAGCCGGGAGCAGUCAUAUGUGGGGAAGCGGUCAAACCGAGUGGUGCGAACUCUCCAGAACACUCCGUCUCUGCACUCAAGGCACUGGGGAGCCCCCCAGCAGCGGGAGGGACGGCAGCAGCAGCAGCACGAGGAGCUGAGCGUCACCCCCACCCCGCUGGGGCUGCAGGAGACCAUCGCAGAGUCCUUGUAUAUUGCCCGGCCCCUGCUGCACUUGCUCAGCCUGGGCCUAUGGGGUCAGCGGUCGUGGACACCCUGGCUCCUGUCUGGUGUCGUGGAUGUGACCAGCCUGAGCCUCCUGAGCGAGAGGAAGGGCCUGACCCGGAGGGAGCGGCUGGAGCUGCGGCGCCGGACCAUCUUGCUGCUCUACUACCUGCUGCGCUCCCCGUUCUACGACCGCUUCUCUGAGGCCAAGAUCCUCUUUUUGCUCCAGCUGCUGGCAGACCAUGUCCCAGGCAUUGGCCUGGUCACAAGGCCACUCAUGGAUUACUUGCCUACCUGGCAGAAAAUUUAUUUCUACAGUUGGGGCUGACAGACAUUCCACAAUUGGGGUGUGGGGAAGGGCAGGGGGUGCCUCAACCCUUCAGUCCCCUGGUCCCCUCUGCCCUAAUAAAACUGACUCUGGCAGUGUCCAA